CAACGCAGUGUGAGAGCAUCAUUCAGCCGGCGAGGACGUUAAGACUGAAAAUUUUCUAAGGGGCCUGAUAGUGGCUGGUUUAUCAAAAUACUUUCUUUGGAGAUUAUUAAAAUUCCGUAAUUAUUGAACAAUUAAUUAUCUUUUGUGGAGCGUCUAUUUAUUUUAUAAAUAUUUAUAUUUUUUUUUCUUAUAUUGCGUUUUAUAUUUAUUUGUUGGAGUUGUGUCCUAAAAACGCGACAACGUUAAUGUUGUAGGAAUUAUCGACAAUCUUUAUAAUGAAAGACAUGAUACGGAAAGCUGGUGGUCGCAAUGUACAAAAAGCCAUUCGUUUCGCAUUGGAAUCAUUCAUUUCUGAUGAGUUGGCUAAACAAGUGACAUGGUCCGGAUUACACAGUGAGAUUAAAAUCUCAGCAUGUUUCUUCUCAUGCUUUGGGUUACUCAAUCUCAAAAUUAAUGAACUCAAAAUAUAAAAACACAAAGCCGGGAGAUGUUGUGAUGGCCGAUAGACGUCGGCUUCCGAGCUCGGAGCCACCUAAAACUACAUUAUUCCCAUCUUCACCACCACCAAAAAAAUCAAAAUUAUCUGAAACUAAUGAAGCUAUUGGAUUAGAGAUAGAAGAAGAGGCUGAAAUAAGUCUUGAAACAAGCGAAAUAUUAUCUAGGAGUAGUUCUUUAGAACAAGUUGAAAACCAGAAAGAAAAUCUGGAGGUUGAUAAUCCAACUGCUGGUCCUUCAAAGAGCAAAAGAGACUCACAAGAUAUAGAGAACUCUACAAAAUUUCUUGGGCGGCAAAUAAUGGGAAAGAAAACUGAUAGUUCGUUGGUUGGUGAGCAUGCUCAUUAUCAAGAACUAUCUCUAAUUGGUGAUGGAGCUUAUGGAACGGUUUACAAAGCCAAAGAUUUGUCUAGUGGCCAAGUUGUCGCAUUAAAAAAAGUUCGAGUUCCUUUAACAGAAGAUGGGCUUCCUACAUCAACUUUAAGAGAAAUUGCAGGAUUAAAACAAUUAGAAAGAUUCGAGCAUCCAAAUAUUGUAAGACUCUUAGAUGUUUGUCAAGGAAAUUAUCUUCAGCUUCCGAGCAGUGCCAAGCAAACUGAAAUAAUAAAUCGUGGUUUAACUUUAUGGUUAGUUUUUGAACAUGUCGAUCAAGAUUUGGCUUCUUUUAUUUCGGUAUGUCCACCUGGGGGAUUAUCAUCACAAUUAAUUAAGCAAAUGUCCAAAGAGAUCCUUUUAGGUGUUGAUUUCUUACACAGUCAUCGCAUUAUUCAUCGAGAUUUAAAGCCGCAAAACCUCUUAGUUACUCGAGACGGUAAAAUAAAAAUAGCAGACUUUGGUUUAGCAAAAACGUACGACUUUGAAAUGAGAUUAACAUCUGUAGUUGUAACACUUUGGUAUCGUGCACCAGAAGUACUUUUAGGAUGUCCUUAUGCAACUCCUGUUGAUAUUUGGUCUGUUGGUUGCAUUCUUGCUGAGUUGAAUAGACUUGCACCGAUGUUUCCUGGCACCAGUGAAGGCGAUGAGUUAGAUAGAAUUUUUCAAGUACUUGGUACUCCAAGUCAAGAAGAAUGGCCAAAAAAUGUAUCCCUUAGUUGGACAGCAUUUCCACAAAGAUAUCCAAUGCCGUUAAAAAACAUUAUACCUCAAAUAAAUAGUGAUGGUUUAGAUUUAAUCGCUAGUAUGUUGACAUUUAAUCCUCAUGUACGUUUAACAGCAGCUCAAGCUCUUCAACACAGGUAUUUUGCUGAUUCUUCAUCUUAAAAAGUAUUCUGUUCUUGUCAGUUUUUUUUUUUUAUUUAAUCUAAAAAUGUAGUUAAGUUGCUAAGAAUCAUUACGCUGUAACUAAUUUUUUAAAUAUCUAUAAUUGUAAAAAACAAAAUAAUUUAAGUCGUAUUAUACAAGUUCACUGUGUAAAGAUAUAAGUAUAUAAGUGAAGCCGAUCGAUUGGUUUUAUAUGUAUUAAUUAUUUAUAUCAAUGUACAUCAUGAUUGAUGGCUAUUCAAUGUAUUAUUUUAAGUUAAAUUUACGUACUAUUAUAAGUAAUCUUUAAUAUUAAUUUUUAUUGUGUACAAGGUACAAUUUCGUAAGACUGGGAUCAUAUUGAUCUGCACUAAUUAUCAAAAGUAGCAAAGCUGAUGUUAAAACCAGGUUUCAUAUUAAUAUUUUUUAUAUCAAAUUCAUAUCAGUACUAGUAUUUAAGUGGAAAUCAUAGUGCCUUAAUAAUAAGUCAUAAAUUAAUUUUUUA
Molecule: messenger RNA, 2239 nt
Organism: Microplitis mediator
Lineage: Eukaryota; Metazoa; Arthropoda; Insecta; Hymenoptera; Braconidae
Gene: Cdk4
Product: cyclin-dependent kinase 4
Exons: 5
Coding region: 454-1755 (433 amino acids)
Biological process (GO): regulation of gene expression; G1/S transition of mitotic cell cycle; protein phosphorylation
Cellular component (GO): cyclin-dependent protein kinase holoenzyme complex; cytoplasm; nucleus
Molecular function (GO): cyclin-dependent protein serine/threonine kinase activity; cyclin binding; ATP binding
Source: RefSeq, a predicted model, not a curated record